AGAGCGGGCUGUCUGCGGAAUCACGGGCGGCUGAGUUGGGACCAGCGGACUGCGUCCCUUAAAGGAGAGAGUGCUCUUCUACCCGAGCCUCUGGGCGCUGUUAAAAGGAGCCCUGGGCUUCCCUGGUGGCGCAGAGGUUGAGAAUCUGCCUGCCAAUGCAAGGGAUACGGGUUCGAGCCCUGGUCUGGGGAGAUCCCACAUGCCGCGGAGCAACUGUGCCCGUGAGCCACAAUUACUGAGCCUGCGCAUCUGGAGCCUGUGCUCCGCAACAACAGAGGCCGCGAUAGUGAGAGGCUUGCGCACCACGAUGAAGAGUGACCCCCGCUUGCCACAACUAGAGAAAGCCCAUGCACAGAAACGAAGACCCAACACAGCCAUAAAUAAAUAAAUAAAUACAUUAAAAAAAAAAAAAAAAAGAGCCCUGGCUAGGGGCCAGAGGCGUGUACGACCCUGGGCAGCCUCUGCUUCUUUCCGGGAGUCAGUCUUGCCAUCUUCACGAUGAAGUUGGCGCGGCGAGGGGUAACCCUAUGGGGAAACGAAGGGGCAGACGCUGGGAUCGGCUCCCGAAAAUGGAAGUGGAGAAAGGCGCGGAGAAAACCCUGGGCGUGGCGGUCUCUGCGGAAAUGCUGCAACUAAAGGGCCGCCUCCCAGCCCUCGGAGACCGCAGGUCCCGCCCCCGCCCAGCCGGCCGCUCCCCAUAGAUCGAAGUCGCGCCGCACCCUCUGCCUGCCUCUCUGCAAACCCGGCCGGCCGCGCCUUUGGGUCGAGUACAGUCUGCUCUCCGUGGAUGCGCGCUCCGCCCGCCGACUGACAUAUCUGCCAGUACUUGAUUGUUCUCCCUGCGGCCCGGACACAUAGUAUGACCAUUAGGUGUUUCAUCUCCCAGCCAUUUUCUAUGGAAAACCAAAGGGAUCAGGCCAUGAUAGCCACUGGCAGCUUUGAAGAAUGGGAUGCCUUUAGAGAAGCUUGAUCUUGAAGGCCUCAGCGUGCGAUCUAACAGAGCCAGAUUCCAGCAGAGUUCCUCUGUCUCGUCUUGUUGCUGAUUGAAGGUGCCCCCUUCUUUUUUCUUCAUCUCCUGGGAGGUAGCAGGAAUUGGCAUUAUGGUUGGGUUCAAGGCCACAGAUGUGCCCCCUACUGCCACUGUGAAGUUCCUGGGGGCUGGCACAGCUGCCUGCAUUGCAGAUCUCAUCACCUUUCCCCUGGAUACUGCUAAAGUCCGGCUGCAGAUCCAAGGAGAAAGGCAGGGGCCAGUGCAGGCUGCGGCCAGUGCCCAGUACCGCGGGGUGCUGGGCACCAUCCUGACCAUGGUGCGCACCGAGGGCCCCCGCAGCCUCUACAAAGGGCUGGUCGCCGGCCUGCAGCGCCAGAUGAGCUUUGCCUCCAUCCGCAUCGGCCUCUACGACUCUGUCAAGCAGUUCUACACCAAGGGCUCUGAGCAUGCCGGCAUCGGGAGCCACCUCCUGGCAGGCAGCACCACAGGUGCCUUGGCUGUGGCCGUGGCCCAGCCAACAGAUGUGGUAAAGGUCCGAUUCCAGGCGCACGCCCAGGCUGGAGGUGGCCGGAGGUACCAAAGCACCAUUGAGGCCUACAAGACCAUUGCCCGAGAGGAAGGGUUUCGGGGACUCUGGAAAGGGACCUCUCCCAAUGUCGCUCGUAAUGCUGUUGUCAACUGUGCUGAGCUGGUGACCUACGACCUCAUCAAGGACACUCUCCUGAAGGCCAACCUAAUGACUGAUGACCUCCCUUGCCACUUCACUUCCGCUUUCGGGGCGGGCUUCUGCACCACCAUCAUCUCCUCCCCUGUCGACGUGGUCAAGACGAGAUACAUGAACUCUGCCCUAUGCCAGUACCGCAGUGCUGGCCACUGCGCCCUCACCAUGCUCCAGAAGGAGGGUCCCCAAGCCUUCUACAAAGGGUUCAUGCCCUCCUUUCUCCGAUUGGGUUCCUGGAAUGUGGUGAUGUUCGUCACCUAUGAACAGCUAAAACGGGCCCUCGUGGCUGCCUGUGCUUCCCGGGAUGCUCCCUUUUGAGCCUCCCCUGCUGAUCACCUCUGGCUUUGGCUGCAGCCUGGACCUGCUUCCCUUUUCCUCCUCCCCUCAUUCCCUUCCCUCUCUCCCCACCCCUUCCUUCUGCUCCCUUUCCCACCACCUCCCUUCCCUCUCCCCACAUUUUCACCCCUCAGCUCCCCGUUUCCUCUCACAGUCCUGAUGGAGUUGACCCCAGCUGACACUGUGGGAAGCCUGGACAAGCCAGCAUCUCAAGCCCUCAGUCCCUUGAGAAGUUCAGCCUGACUCUUCGUCCUGCCUCCUGCCCCUGAGCCCGACUAGCACGUCACCCAUAAAACAAGCUCAACCUUG
Molecule: messenger RNA, 2357 nt
Organism: Orcinus orca (killer whale)
Lineage: Eukaryota; Metazoa; Chordata; Mammalia; Artiodactyla; Delphinidae
Gene: UCP2
Product: uncoupling protein 2
Exons: 8
Coding region: 1101-2030 (309 amino acids)
Biological process (GO): response to cold; adaptive thermogenesis; mitochondrial transmembrane transport
Cellular component (GO): mitochondrial membrane
Molecular function (GO): oxidative phosphorylation uncoupler activity
Source: RefSeq, a predicted model, not a curated record